Molecule: messenger RNA, 6212 nt
Organism: Eriocheir sinensis (Chinese mitten crab)
Lineage: Eukaryota; Metazoa; Arthropoda; Malacostraca; Decapoda; Varunidae
Product: myosin heavy chain, muscle-like
Exons: 22
Coding region: 227-5956 (1909 amino acids)
Cellular component (GO): myosin complex
Molecular function (GO): ATP binding; cytoskeletal motor activity; actin filament binding
Source: RefSeq, a predicted model, not a curated record
UACCGCACCCUCCUUCUUCCCCCAUCCCUCUUCGCAUUCCACGUUACGUCCUCCCGGGAACUGACCACGGGAGUCAUACACAGUGCCGGCCUCACAGACGCGCUCCGCAGGGUGCUGGAGACGGAGGUGUGCCCGUGGUCGUGCAGUGAAGCGUGUCGACAUCUUCCCAUCGCUCUACCAUCGAACUUCGACAUCAACUCGACAGCUUUAGGCACCCACCACCACCAUGCCUGGUCACGUCAAGAAGAGCACGGGUCCCGACCCCGAUCCCUCCGAAUACCUGUUCAUCUCCAUGGAAAUGAAAAUGAAGGACUCCACCAAGCCUUACGAUUCCAAGAAGUCCUGCUGGGUUCCUGACCCCAAGGAAGGGUUCGUUGAGGGUGAGAUCCAGGAAACGAAAGGAGAUUUGGUAUCCGUUUUCGCUCGUGGAGAAACAAAGGAUUGGAAGAAGGAACAGGUCCACCAGGUUAACCCACCCAAGUAUGAGAAGUGCGAGGACAUGUCCAACUUAACCUACCUGAACGACCCCUCCGUCCUGUACAACCUGAAGACUCGCUAUGUGGCCAAGCUCAUCUACACCUACUCCGGCCUCUUCUGUAUCGUGAUCAACCCGUACAAGCGCUACCCCAUCUACACCAACCGCACUGUCAAGAUCUACCAGGGCAAGAGGCGUAAUGAGGUGCCGCCUCACCUGUUCGCCAUCUCUGACGGCGCCUACAUGGACAUGUUACAGCUUUCGGAGAAUCAGUCCAUGUUGAUCACCGGUGAGUCCGGCGCCGGCAAGACCGAGAACACCAAGAAGGUACUCUCCUACUUCGCCAACGUCGGCGCCACCACCACAAAGAAAAAGCCUGGCGAGAAAGAGAAGCCUAACCUGGAGGACCAGAUCGUGCAGACCAACCCUGUGCUGGAGGCCUUCGGAAACGCCAAGACCACGCGUAACGACAACUCCUCCCGCUUCGGUAAGUUCAUCCGCAUUCACUUCCAACCCAAUGGCAAGCUGUCUGGUGGUGACAUCGAGGUCUACCUGCUGGAGAAGGCUCGUGUCAUCUCCCAGCAGCCCCUUGAGCGAUCCUACCACAUCUUCUAUGAGAUAAUGUCCGACCAGAUCAAGGAAAUCAAGCCAAUGUGCCUCUUGAGCAACGACAUUCACGACUACCACUACGUGUCUCAGGGCAAGGUCACCGUGCCUUCCAUCGACGACAAGGAGGACAUGCAGUUCUGUCAUGAAGCCUUUGACAUUCUGGGCUUCAGCAAAACAGAGGUGGAGAACGUGUACAAGAUCACCGCCUCCGUCAUGCACAUGGGAGAGAUGAAGUUCAAGCAGAGGGGUCGUGAGGAGCAGGCCGAACCCGAUGGAACUGAGGUGGGUGAGAUCCUCGGCACCUUGCUGGGAGUGGACUCAGCGGACCUUUACAAAAACAUCACCAAGCCCAAGAUCAAGGUCGGAAACGAGUUCGUAGCAAAGGGCAUGAAUGUCAACCAGUGUAAUUACUCUAUCGGCGCCUUAGCCAAGAGUUUGUUUGAUCGUCUCUUCAGGUACCUGGUCAUCAUCUGUAACAAGACUCUGGCGACUGGUCAGAAACGAGCGACAUUUAUUGGUGUACUUGAUAUUGCCGGCUUCGAAAUUUUCGAAUACAACGGCUUCGAGCAGAUCUGCAUCAACUUCUGUAAUGAGAAGCUGCAGCAGUUCUUCAACCACCACAUGUUCGUGCUGGAGCAGGAGGAAUAUAAGAGGGAAGAAAUCGACUGGGUCUUCGUGGACUUCGGCAUGGACUUGCAGGCCUGCAUUGAACUAUUUGAGAAGAAAAUGGGUCUUUUGUCCAUCCUGGAAGAGGAGUCCAUGUUCCCCAAAGCCACAGACAAGUCAUUCGCUGAAAAACUUAACACGAACCAUUUGGGCAAGUCGCCUGUGUUCGUGAAGCCGAAGGCCCCCAAGCCGGGCCAGGAGGAGUCCCAUUUCGCCAUCGUCCACUACGCCGGCACCGUGAGCUAUAACCUGACGGGGUGGCUGGAAAAGAACAAGGAUCCGCUAAACGACACUGUGGUGGACCAGCUCAAGAAAGCCAGCAACGACAUGAUCGUGAUCCUCUUUGCCGACCAUCCUGGACAGUCUGCUCCUGCUGAGAGUGGCGGCGGGAAGGGCAAGAAAUCUGGUGGCUUCAAAACUGUCUCCUCCGCAUACAGGGAGCAAUUGAACAACCUGAUGAAGACUCUGAACGCUACUCACCCUCACUUCAUCCGUUGCAUUGUGCCCAACGAGACCAAGUCCCCGGGUGUGGUGGAUGCAGCCUUGGUGAUGCAUCAACUGACCUGUAACGGUGUGCUUGAAGGCAUCCGUAUCUGUCGCAAAGGCUUCCCCAACAGGAUGCUCUACCCUGACUUUAAGCAUCGGUACAAGAUUCUCGCCUCGCAAGAAAUGGCUGCCAUACCCGAUGACAAGCAAGCCGCUAAGGUUUGCUUUGACAAGUCUGGUCUUGAUGUUGAACUUUACCGUCUCGGUAAAACCAAGGUGUUCUUCCGAGCUGGUGUAUUGGGCAGCAUGGAGGAGCUACGCGACGAGCGACUCGGAAAGAUCGUUGCUUGGCUCCAGGCCUGGAUGCGAGGAUGGAUCGGCCGCAAAGAAUAUAAGCGUCUUCAGGAGCAGCGCGUCUCCCUUGUAGUCGUGCAGCGCAACGUUAGGAAGUUCAUGACGCUCAGGACCUGGCCAUGGUUCAACUUAUGGCAGAAGGUCAAGCCUCUUCUCAAUCAGCCUCGUCUGGAGGACGAAAUUCGUAAACUGAAAGACAGGUCAGAGAAGGCUUGCGAAGACUUGGAAAAUGAACUGAAGCUCAAAUCAGAGUUGGAAAUUUCAAACGCUGCUCUUUUAGAAGAGAAAAACACCCUGGCCGUAGAGCUCGACUCCAACAAAGGCAGCAUGUCUGAGUAUCUGGAGCAGCAGGCCAAACUUCAGGCCCAGAAGCACGAGCUGGAGGCUCAACUAACAGAUCUCUCUGAACGUCUUGCAAGGGAAGAGGAAGCCCGCAAGGAACUCUUCUCUCAGAAAAAGUCCAUCGAUAAUGAUUCCAUUGUUUUCAAGAGGGAUAUUGAAGACUUGGAGCUAACUGUAACAAAGGUUGAACAAGACAAAGCAGCUAAAGACCAUCAAAUUCACUCAUUAACAGAAGAAAUUGCUCAUCAAGAGGAAAUCAUUGCUAGGCUGAACAAAGAGAAAAAGCAAUUACAGGAGGUCGGCCAGAGGCUAUCGGAGGACCACCAGUCGAUUGAAGACAAGUGUGGACACUUGAACAAUGUCAAGGGCAAACUGGAACAGACCCUUGAUGAGUUGGAAGAUUCCCUGGAACGCGAAAAGAAGCUGCGCAGCGACGUCGAAAAAGCCAAAAGAAAGUUGGAAGGUGAUGUAAAAUUGACUCAAGAAACUGUCUCCGAUCUGGAGCGUCACUAUAAGGACAUGGAGAGCACCAUUCAGCGGAAGGACAAGGAAUAUUCUAUCAUGGCUACCAAACUUGAGGAAGAGCAGGGAAUGUACUCCAAGAUUCAGAGAACUCUAAGGGAACAGCAGUCUCGAAUUGAAGAGGUUGAGACUGAAGUAGAGCACGAGAGACAGGCUCGUGCUAAGGCUGAGAAAGGAAAAACUAAACUGCAGCGUGAAUUGACUGACCUCAACGACCGUUUGGAGGAGGCUGGAGGAGCAACAGUCGCUCAAAUUGAGCUGAACAAGAAACGCGAGGCUGAGCUAGCCAAGCUACGCCGCGAUCUGGAGGAGACCAACAUCCAGCACGAAUCUGCUCUCAACCUUAUUCGCAAAAAGCAUAACGACGCCGUAUCUGAAAUGUCAGAACAGGUCGAUCAUCUGAAUAAGAUGAAGGCAAGGAUCGAAAAGGAGAAAGAUACUCUGAGGCGCGAUUCUGAAGAGUCCAAGGCAGCUCUCGACGGUCUGACUCGUGACAAGGCUGUGGCGGAGAAGCACAUAAAACAACAACACCAGAACCUGGCAGAGGCCAACGCUAAGCUGGAUGAGUCGACAAGGACCCUCAACGACUAUGAUGCUGCUAAGAAGAAACUUGCUGUGGAGAACGCAGACCUCCUGCGGCAGCUUGAGGAGGCUGAUAACCAGAUAACCAUGCUGGCUAAGGUCAAAUUUAACCUUUCCAGCCAACUGGAUGAAUGCAAGAAGAUAACAGAGGAAGAAAGCAAAGAACGCGCCACGCUGCUGGGUAAGUAUCGCAACUUGGAGCAUGAUAUCGACGGUCUCCGAGAGCAGCUGGAGGAGGAAAGUGAAGCCAAGGCUGAUCUCCAGCGUCUGUAUUCCAAAGCGCAUAGUGAGGCUCAGAUGUGGCGUUCAAAGUAUGAGACUGAGGGCGUGGCUCGCGCUGAAGAGCUGGAGGCAGCUCGAAUGAAGCUUGCCGCUCGCCUGGAGGAAUCCGAGUCUCAGAUCGAACAACUUAACCUAAAGAACCUGAAUCUUUUGAAGACUAAGGACAAGCUGACCAUGGAUCUCGAAGAAGUUCAAGUUAUUCUGGACCGCGCCGAAUCUCAAGCAGCUGCUGCGGAGAAAAGGCAGAAGAACUUUGACAGGGUCAUCGCAGAAUGGAAGAUGAAGGUCGACGAUCUGUCAGGAGAACUAGAUUCUUCUCAGAAAGAAUGCCGCAACUACUCAACGGAACACUUCCGCAUGAAAGCCGCUUACGAAGAAAAUCUUGAGCAUCUCGAUUCAGUUCGCCGCGAAAAUAAAUCUCUCACGGAUGAAAUUAAGGACUUGAUGGACCAGAUUGGUGAGGGUGGCCGUUCAUACCAUGAUCUUCAGAAGAAUGGUAAGCGCCUUGAAAUUGAGAAGGAGGAGCUGCAAGCUGCCCUAGAGGAGGCGGAAGCUGCCUUAGAGCAAGAGGAAAACAAAGUCUUGCGAGGCCAACUGGAACUCAGCCAAGUAAAACAAGAAAUCGACCGCCGCAUCCAGGAAAAAGAAGAGGAAUUCGACAAUACCCGGAAGUGCCAUAUCCGUGCCUUGGAGUCCAUGCAGGGAUCCCUUGAAGCUGAGGCUAAGUCCAAGGCUGAGGCCCUUCGCUUAAAGAAAAAGCUUGAGUCCGACAUCAACGAGCUGGAGAUCUCUCUUGACCACUCGAGCAAGGCUUACUCUGACCUGCAGCGAAGCUAUAAGAAAACUCAGGGUGAAUUCAAAGAGCUUCAAAUUAAGUUCGCAGAGGAGCAGCAUCUGGCCUCGGAGCUGCGGGAACAGUUCAGCGUCUCUGAGCGUCGUGCCAAUGGCCUCCACAUCGAACUUGAGGAAGCCAGAACUCUUCUUGAGCAAUCCGACCGUGCUCGUCGCCAGACUGAAUCAGAGCUGGCCGACUCCCGGGAGCUGUUCGGCAAUACGAAUAAUCAAUUCAGCGCCCUUACCAUUGCCAAGAGGAAGCUCGACGGCGAGUGGCAGACUCUUCAUGCUGAUUACGAUGAGAUGAUGAACGAAGCCAAGAACUCCGAGGAGAAGGCCAAGAAGGCCAUGGUGGACGCAGCACGUCUAGCCGAUGAACUGCGCGCCGAGCAGGAACACGGCCAGGCUCAAGAAAAAAUACGUAAGGGUCUUGAGACUAGUGUGAAGGAGCUGCAACUUAAGCUUGAAGACAGCGAGAAUUAUGUGUCCAAGACGGGCAAGAAGGCAAUGAGCAAACUGGAAACCCGCAUUCGCGAACUGGAGUGCCAGCUGGAUGAUGAAGCCCGCCGCCACUCCGACGCCCAGAAGAACCUGAGGAGGUGCGAGAGGCGCAUCAAGGAGCUCACCUUCCAGGCCGACGAGGACAAGAAGAACCACGAGAGGAUGCAGGACCUCGUCGACAAACUCCAGCAAAAGAUCAAGACCUACAAGAGGCAGAUCGAGGAGGCCGAAGAGAUCGCUGCCCUCAACCUGGCUAAGUUCCGCAAGGCCCAGCAGGAGCUUGAGGAAGUUCAUGCUUGUUGAAGUGAUAACGAAAUAAAAUUAUAUGGUUAUUGUGAACUCUAAAACUCGAGGUUUAACGAAUUUCUUCAUGUAUACUGCGAUUUAAUGAAUAAAAAUUCAAAUGUAGACUGUUAGCUUAGUGAACAUGGUUACGGAGCACAAACAUCCUUCAUGACUUCACUAGCAGGUCACCUGAUAAUGCAAACACAUGGCAGACACAAAAUGACGGUACUUGUUGAAUACCUUUGCUUCAUUACAAUAAAAAUAACACAGUGUC